Messenger RNA from Papilio polytes (common Mormon), 1461 nucleotides. RefSeq lists its product as uncharacterized. The transcript is spliced from 3 exons. The coding region runs from base 361 to 1074 and encodes 237 amino acids. NCBI's taxonomy places the organism in Eukaryota, Metazoa, Arthropoda, Insecta, Lepidoptera, Papilionidae. The record is from RefSeq and is a predicted model, not a curated record.
UAAGACAGAUGUUAAGGUAAGCUUUGUUAUUUUUAAACCUAAAAAUUUCCAAGUAACUUUUUUCACAUCUGUUCCCGUGGAGGACUAAUAUGCUUAAAAUGUCGAGAACGAAAAUAUUAAAUUAACCUAAAACGCUAAAUUUCAUUUUAAAAUUAAUUUUUGUUAACCGGGAGUUUAACUUCUACAAUAGUUUUCCUCCUUUCGCUUGCCUUUAAUUGUAAUUGAUUUUUAGAUCCAGUAUAUCACUACACCUACGAAGAUGAUGGAGAGGGUAAUUCUGUGCCAGUCAUCACAUUGGAGGUCAUCUCUAAUUACACACAAACCGAUCCUACCCAAGAGUAUCCCGAAGUACCAGAUCUAAUGUUAAGUGAAGCUCAAAUGAUAGAAUCACAAGACGCGACAUGUCCGCAGUAUGAGAAUUCAUGUAGCCAAAUGGAGCCGGUUAAAAAUGACAAUGAGAACCAAGAACAAGAACAAUUUAACAGCUCUAAAUUGAGAGCGAAUUUUCUGGAGUACGUGACAAGAAAUGAUGGGAGUGUACUAUGCAAGUUAUGUGGGGAGAUCUUACAAAGUAGAACGCAUUGGUACAGGCAUAAAUACAAAGCACAUGCUGCACCGCCCCUGAAUCCGGCGCCACUAUUUCAAUGUGAACAGUGUCUUGUAUUCUUCAAGAGUAGGAAAGGGUACAUAGGUCACCUAGCUAGCAGACAUAGUGAAGUUCUAGCAGAUUCAAGUCCGGUUUUAACGAACUCACAAGCAGAAGAACUUGCCAAACAAACACAAACGCAAGCCGAGGUACGAGAUGAUACGGAUCCAGAACUAGCUAUACCCAAAACGAGUGUGCCCAAUUAUCAGUCUAUCGACAAACAAGCGACAAAAACUAUAGAGACAAAACGAAAUUACAGGAAUACUAAAGAUCAGGAAAAUCAAGCAGAUUGGGAAGAGCGUCGUACCCGAGAGGAGAAACUCGUUGCCGAUAUUAUAGACCGUGUGCGGAGGGAGUGCGAGGCGCAGGGCUCCGGCGGACCGGCGCGGCGCGGUUACACGCGGCGUACCACCGUCAUGAACACGUAAUUCCCACAAAGCGACACGUCAAUGUUAAUGUAAUGUCAAAAGUUCCUCUGAAUUGUCUACAAAAACUUUUUAGGUCUUACAAGGCCGCUAAAGCUCAUCGUUCGUGCCAAGUCUUUUGGUAUAUUUAUUUGCCAUUUUAUUGAAGUGCCAAGUUAUUAAUCUUUGUAUUUGUAUAAGAAAUUGUAAAUAGUUAUUUAUGUAUUACUGUUAAUUAGCUAUAUUUGACGUUGUCAAUACUUUUUUUAAGCGUCGUUUUGUUAUAUUGGUGAUAAUUUUUGACGAAAUUUUACGCUCACACUGAGAUGUUGUUGAUUUUUUCUAAUGUUUUGUUAAUUUAUUUUUCUAUUUAAAUUAUACUAUAGUUUAUAAUUGCUAUAAAAUAUUUUU